Pomacea canaliculata is the source of this 2150-nucleotide messenger RNA. RefSeq lists its product as uncharacterized. The record is from RefSeq and is a predicted model, not a curated record. Bases 69 to 734 code for a protein of 221 amino acids. The transcript is spliced from 6 exons. NCBI's taxonomy places the organism in Eukaryota, Metazoa, Mollusca, Gastropoda, Architaenioglossa, Ampullariidae.
CUAAGAAAACUACAACCGACUCCUAUUUCACAACGUUUGUGAAUGGCGAAGCAAGUCUGACGUUUAAAAUGAACGCCCACCCUCCACCCAAGCUGCUAGGAGUAGUUUACAACGGAUCAGCAAAUAAUUUCAUCUCCAGUAAAUCUGAAUAUGAGAACAGUGUGAGGUCUACAUGUUCAUCUGAUACAUCGUACAGCUCUAUGAUUACCUGCACGGUGACUCUACUAAACCAAACCAUCUACACCCCCGGGCUUUACACCGUUACUUUCAGAAAUGGUCUUGGAGACAUUUCAUUCGCGUUUGAAAUCAGAGAAAAAUUACUACCAACAACAAAUGCAAUGGAAACAACAGGACAGUCGAAGUCUGAAGUUGCAGGACCUGUUGCUGGUGGAGUUAUAUGUGCUCUUGUUGUCAUCGCGUUGGUUGUCAGUGCAGUCAUCUUUAUCAGAAGAAAAAGAAGAAAACCAGAUGAGAGAGGCUUACCAAGGAACCAGGCGCUGACUUCAAAAACUUACCCCGAGAGAAGCCUAGAAAUAUACGACCAUCUACAAAGGGAAAAUAUCAACAGCCCGUCUGUUUACCAAGCACUAGGACCUCAACAGGCUUCAAGCGCCUUUACAGACCAUGAAGAUCAAGAAAACCCACAUGUCUAUGACAUCCCGAUUGACCUGCAUGAAAACACAAGAGGAACACAACAAAAAGAGACAGUCUACCAGAACAGCAUAUUUUCUUAAAGAAACUGUACUGCUUUAAACUUUGUUGAUCAAGUGGAGAGUUCAGUCCCACAGAGACAAGUUCCCUAUUGUUAGCGCUGUACAUACAUGCCACUACAUUGGUAACUGUAUUGGUUUCUUUAAAUGUUUAGGAAUAUUUGAGAGGUCUGCAAUACGACCAAAAAAUUUGGUUCCCUGGCCUUUUCAUUGUUUAGUAUAGCUGUCUAUCAGAACAGUAUAUAAAGCUCCUCCACGGUGAUGACAGCAAUUGUCACUUGUACUUAGCUUAGGGGGAUAUAAUUAAUAGGGACAGAUACAACAUAAUUAAUGAAUAACGUCUAUCAGAAAAGGGAUCACUAGGAACGUUUGAUCAUCAUGAUCGUGGAAUAUGACACCAGGUAAAAGUUAUUAGCAGAAUGGUCGAACACAACAGCUAAACAGCUAGUGUUUUGCUUUUUUUUAUAUAAGUUAUUGAAAAUAUAAAUUUACCACUUGUUUGCUAAAAUAUUUACCUGUUGAAAUACUACCCGGUAUUGAAAAUGUUUUUUUGAAGUGGAUAGAAAGUGAGGUAGAAAAAAAGAUGGGAUGCAGCAGGAAAGAAAAAAGGUUCAUUUUCGAGAAAUAAUAAGCUCGUUGUGAAGGACAUUUUCCAACAGUAAAGAUAUCGUAUACAUCUACUAUAACAUUGUUGACGGCGAGAAUAACUCCUGUGACCUUAAUACGCCUUGCUAAUUUGUGUUAUCUCCCUUAUCAAAGUCCGGAAUAACUUUAAGGAAUUUUAGGGGAUUGUCUUCUUUUAAAGGAAUAAUCUUAGGUCCAGCCAUUGAUUAAGCAAGAAUUGUGUUCACAGACUAAAUCCAACAAGUGCACGUUGCACGUCUUACAUAAAUAUUGCGAUAAGUGUUCAUUUAUCACCACUCGUCCAGGCCCUUGAGUGGUGAAAAUGGCGCUCGUUUCUGAACUCAAGUAAUGCUAGACCAGGAAGAAGAAAUCUACAUUUAUUUAUGUGUGUGAGUCUGUAAAUAUAUGACAUUGGACACGGUAGGCGGCCUAACUGAUCACGGGUACAAGUUCCCAAAAAUGCACAGCAAGCAUAAACAAGCAAAAUGAAUUUACCUCUAAUAUGAAGUUUUACGACCUCGGUCAGCUUCAUUCUACAAAGCAAACAUUAACACAAAUAUAACCAUAUAUUGUCUAAAUGUAAAUGCAUAUCUACACAAGUAUUCCUGCGCGAAAUUCACUAGAAGGAAAAAAAAAACCUUAAUUGUUUACAUAUCUUUUUAAGAAGCAGAUUAAAGUGAACUUCAAUUCCUUUGCUAGCUUGAAUGUUACGUUCAUUCGCGUUCUUGAAAGGAAUCUCGUGUAAGCAUGUUGUGUUCAGAGGAGGAUAUGAGUGUGUAAAUAUAUAUACGCCCAUAAUUUAAAAAAAAAAAAAAA